AUGUUCUACUUCCAUUGUCCGCCGCCGCUGGAGGGUGCCACGGCCUUCGGCGGGCCCUCCACGGCGGACUUCGAGGACGGCUUCCUCCGUCGGAAGCAGCGUCGGAACCGGACCACCUUCACGCUCCAGCAGCUGGAGGCGCUGGAGGCGGUCUUCGCCCAGACUCACUACCCGGACGUCUUCACCCGGGAAGAGCUGGCCAUGAAGAUCAACCUGACCGAGGCCCGCGUGCAGGUCUGGUUCCAGAACAGGAGAGCUAAGUGGAGGAAAACAGAGAGAGGGUCUUCAGAUCCAGAAGGUUCUAAGGAGGCCGUGACCGAAGUGACACCCCCUGGAAGAAAUUUAAGCUCCCCCUCCCCCGUUGACCAACCCAGGAAUAAGAAGGAGAGCCUGGAGAUUCAGCAGAGCCUCAGCAGAGCGGUUGGUCCUUCUGGAUCCUUCUUCCCUUCCUGCCUGCCCGGGACCCUCCUCAACACGGCCACCUAUGCCCAGGCCUUGUCCCAAGUAGCAUCCCUCAAAGGUAGCCCUCUGUGCUCCUGCUGUGUCCCUGACCACAUGGGCCUCUCCUUCCUCCCCACGUACGGCUGUCAGAGCAACCGCACGGCUAGCGUGGCCGCCCUGCGCAUGAAGGCACGGGAGCACUCGGAAGCCGUCCUGCAGUCAGCCAACCUCCUGGCCUCCGGCAGCCCCAGCCCCAGCCCGGCCUCUGGGCCGAAGCCGACCUCCGAGAAUGCUUUGGACAACAAGCCCCCCUUGAGCCUGGAGCAGAAGGAGAGCGAGAAGAGCGUCUGA
Messenger RNA from Thamnophis sirtalis, 792 nucleotides. RefSeq names its product dorsal root ganglia homeobox (gene DRGX). Gene Ontology annotation, molecular function: RNA polymerase II transcription regulatory region sequence-specific DNA binding; DNA-binding transcription factor activity, RNA polymerase II-specific. NCBI's taxonomy places the organism in Eukaryota, Metazoa, Chordata, Lepidosauria, Squamata, Natricidae. Gene Ontology annotation, biological process: regulation of transcription by RNA polymerase II. The record is from RefSeq and is a predicted model, not a curated record.